UGGUGAUCUUAAUGUUUUCGCUUGCCCAACACACUCACAGGCCCACUCCCAUUUGCCACAAUGAAUCAUGCAGCCCCGGUGGAGAUCUGCUAUGACAACAUGCGUUUCCUGAUAACUCACAGCCCCACCAACGCGACGAUGCAAAAGUUCACAGAGGAACUUAAGAACUAUGGGGUGACAACCUUGGUCAGAGUUUGUGAUGCCACUUAUGACAAAGCUCUAGUUGAAAAUCAUGGCAUCCAAGUUCUAGACUUGCCCUACAAUGACGGAGCCCCACCCCCUGAUAACGUAGUGGAUGAUUGGCUGAAUCUGUUAAAAAACAAAUUCCGUGAGGAGCCGGGUUCCUGUGUGGCAGUGCACUGUGUGGCAGGAUUAGGGAGGGCUCCAGUACUGGUGGCACUUGCUUUGAUCGAAUGUGGAAUGAAGAACGAAGCUGCAGUUCAGUUCAUCCGACAGAAACGAAGGGGCGCUUUCAACACCAAACAGCUGCUAUUCUUGGAGCAUUAUCAACCCAAGACGCGAAUCCGCUCGCGGUCCCGCUUCAGAGAUUCCACGGUGCACUGCUCCAUUCAGUAGGAUGCAAGGGAAGGCUUUCUUCACUGUGGCGUUGAGCCGGAUCUCUUGGCACCUGGAAUGCGAUUCUGGAAUCUUUCCUGUGUUAUCAAUGAGGAGUAGAUUCAACUAAUU
This is a messenger RNA of Phodopus roborovskii (desert hamster), 687 nucleotides long. RefSeq names its product protein tyrosine phosphatase type IVA 2. Bases 61 to 576 code for a protein of 171 amino acids. Gene Ontology annotation, molecular function: protein tyrosine phosphatase activity. Gene Ontology annotation, cellular component: nucleus. The record is from RefSeq and is a predicted model, not a curated record. NCBI's taxonomy places the organism in Eukaryota, Metazoa, Chordata, Mammalia, Rodentia, Cricetidae. Gene Ontology annotation, biological process: positive regulation of cell migration; protein dephosphorylation. The transcript has a single exon.